Melampsora larici-populina 98AG31 is the source of this 252-nucleotide messenger RNA. RefSeq lists its product as uncharacterized. The transcript has a single exon. The record is from RefSeq and is a predicted model, not a curated record. Gene Ontology annotation, cellular component: cytoplasm; nucleus; post-mRNA release spliceosomal complex. Lineage: Eukaryota; Fungi; Basidiomycota; Pucciniomycetes; Pucciniales; Melampsoraceae. Gene Ontology annotation, molecular function: mRNA binding. Gene Ontology annotation, biological process: regulation of mRNA stability involved in response to oxidative stress. The annotation marks the transcript as partial.
CUUCCGUUCAAUUGUCAAUGGCAGGACCUUAAAGAUCUUUUUCGUAAUGCUGGGAAUAUUUUGCGCGCUGAUGUAGCCAUGGGUAUUGAUGGUCGCAGUCGUGGAUUUGGUACAGUCUUGUUCGCCACGAUGGAUGAUGCCAAAAAUGCAGUACGGAUGUAUGAUGGCCAUGAACUCAAUGGUCGGAUCCUCAAGGUUCACUUUGACAAAUUUUCACAUCCUUCUGUCAAUAACGGUUCGGCUUCUGCCGAU